CCGCCUCCUCUGGGCUUUCCCCGCGGCGGCGGGCGGCGGGCGCGCGCGGGACCGCAGUACCGACCGCGCUGUCGGUUCGGACGGUGCGAGCGCGGGAAGAGGGCGCCGCCAGCUCGCGCCGCACCCCCCAGCCCAGCGCCCCGGCCGCGGCUGCCGGCGUCCCCGCGGGCUCGGAACCAAGCCGCCGGCCGCCGCGCUCCGGUCCCGCCUGGCCGCGGAGAUGAGCCGGAGCCCGGGCGCCGGGUUCCUCGCGCUCCUCGUCCUGCUGCCGCUGCUGCCUCCGCCAGGCCAUGGCAACGAGGGCAGCGUCAUCGGCAGUUGUUACUGCCACAGGAGGAUUCCUUCCCACUCCCCUCCGAAGGGGGAGGUCAUGGCACAUUUCCGAAAGCACCUGAGAGCCUAUGAUCGCUGUAAUUCCUACAUCAGGUUCCAGCUCCAUUCCCGCAGCGUGUGUGGGGGGAGCAAAGAUGCUUGGGUUCAAGAACUGGUGAGCUGGUUUGAUUGCAAAGAAUAUGGAUAUGCUAACUCCGGGAGUGCAGCCCCCCAGGAGCUCUUACCUCCUCCCACCACCCAAGUUCCUGAGCCCACGCAAAGGGCACCUUUAGACACGGGCUCCCCUGCUCCGACGCACCUGCCACCCACCUCGCAGCCCACGCUUCCAGCAGGGGCCCAGUCGUUGGACAGAAACCUCACCCGCGCCGAUAACAUCACUACAUCCACUGAGGGCCACCGUCAGGGGCCUGAGGAGAGGCAGAAGCAGCUGGAAGAAAGAGUAGGGCCUUCCGAGAGAACCUCAGCCAUGGUGCCAGUGGUGUCCCUCCUGACCAUCAUCUUCGUUCUCACUGUGGUCCUCCUGUAUGUGCUGUGCAGGAGGAGGAGGGAGCAGUCACUGCAGCACUCUCCAGAUUUGCCGCUGUAUUAUACACCCGUGGCAUCAGACUCCAGUGCUUGAGUGGAGAGCGGAAACCUGAGAGGACACUGGCCUCAGGCUCCUGCCCCCUUCCCAAGGUUCCUGGCUCCAGCGCCUCCCCUCAGGGUCCCACCGCCCCCACGAUUUUAUUUCCUCAAUCCCGGUAUCACCCACGUAUGCUCCAGUGAGAGUCCCAGCUCCCUGCUUCCGUUGCUGUUGUUUUUUUUUUUAAUUAAAACCCCUGGUUCUGC
Enhydra lutris kenyoni (northern sea otter) is the source of this 1161-nucleotide messenger RNA. RefSeq names its product C-X-C motif chemokine ligand 16. Gene Ontology annotation, biological process: response to tumor necrosis factor; positive regulation of cell migration; response to type II interferon. The coding region runs from base 221 to 952 and encodes 243 amino acids. The record is from RefSeq and is a predicted model, not a curated record. Lineage: Eukaryota; Metazoa; Chordata; Mammalia; Carnivora; Mustelidae. The transcript is spliced from 6 exons. Gene Ontology annotation, molecular function: chemokine activity; low-density lipoprotein particle receptor activity; scavenger receptor activity.